Molecule: messenger RNA, 335 nt
Organism: Didymella exigua CBS 183.55
Lineage: Eukaryota; Fungi; Ascomycota; Dothideomycetes; Pleosporales; Didymellaceae
Exons: 1
Coding region: 42-314 (90 amino acids)
Source: RefSeq, a predicted model, not a curated record
CUGUGUUUCUUCUAGUUGACUGAAGGAGCUCGAAUGGGUCAAUGUAUCACUCCAAGAUCCUGCGACUGCCGGCUCUCUUCACCAAAGUCGUUAAACAUAUACCGCUAUUCCCUAAUGUCUUAGAUUUAAUUGUUGAUCAAAAGGCAGACAUGGACGUUGAUGCUCUCCCGCCACGUCGACGCUACUUCGUAUGUCAUGUGAUACACGUCUCAAGGCCGAUCCAUUCACAACGCCUCGAGAUUUUCAGACCCCCGUAUCAGCAGGGCAGCUUCGUCGAGAGAAAAUUGGGAUGUUGUGUAAGAUCAUGGCGCUGAUGGCAUGUCUUCGAAGGCUCG